Messenger RNA from Pedinophyceae sp. YPF-701, 1380 nucleotides. Lineage: Eukaryota; Viridiplantae; Chlorophyta; Pedinophyceae. The record is from the annotation of a GenBank genome assembly.
AUGGACGGGUGCAUUGGAGGUGUGAGGGGGCGCGCUUGUGCCGCCGUGCACGCGCGACCUCCUGCCCAGUGCACUCGAGCGCGUGCACCACGCUUUCAGAGAUGUUUUUCGAUACCGAAACGGAGCGUUCGUCGCCCGAACGAGCCGCGGAGAGAGCAGGGACAUCCGCUGCACAGAGCGAUGGCCUCGUCGCCCGCAGCGCCGCGUACGGCCGACGUGGCGCACGCGAGCGCUCUUCUGGAGCCCCUGGAUCUCGGGCCGGGAGUGCGGCUGGAGAGCCCGCUCAUCCUCGCGCCGAUGGCCGGCUACACGAGCUGGCCCCUCCGGCAGCUCUGCUUCGAGUACGGCGCAGAAAUGUGCACGUCGGAGAUGAUCAUCGCCUCCACCCUCCUCGACCGCUCGCCGCGCGCCCAGCACCUCGCCCGCAUGGGCCCGGACGAGCACCCGCGCUCCGUCCAGCUCUACGGCAUCGACCCGGCGCGCAUGCGCGACGCGGCGAAGCUCCUGGCCACGGAACACGGCGCGCAACACAUUGACAUCAACCUAGGGUGUCCGGUGCGCAAGGUCACGGCGCGCGGCGGCGGCGCGGCUCUGACGGUCCGCUGGGGCCUCGUCGGGCGGCUCGUGGCCGCCACCGUCGCUGGCGCAGGCCCCGGCGUGGCGGUGACCAUCAAGACGCGACUCGGCAUUUCCGACGACUUGCUGACGUUCAAGGAGACGGCAGCGGCGGCGCGCGACGCGGGAGCGGCGGCGGUGACGCUCCACGCGCGGACGGCGGAGCAGCUCUACGCCCCCCCGGCGCGGUGGGGGGGUAUUCGCGAGCUGCAGGACAGUUUGGGUCUGCCCGUGAUUGGCAACGGGGACGUGCGCGGGGGGCACGACGCGGUGCGGAUGGUGCAGGAGACGGGGUGCCGCGGGGUGAUGGUCGGGCGUGCGGCGCUGGGGCGGCCGUGGGUGUUCCGGGAAGUAGCUGCGGCUCUGAGGGGGCAGCCGGCACCCCCCCCUCCUGCGCUCGCAGAGGUGGUGGCAGUGGCGCAGCAGCACGUGCACGGGCUGGCGGACUGGGAGGGCGACGAGCUGACCUCGGUGCUGAAGAUGCGGUCGCUCGUCCCGCUGUACCUCCUCGGGUUCCCCUCCGCCGCGGAGCUGCGCAAGCGGCUGCAAAAGGCCAACUCGCUCGGAGAUUGGGAGGCUGCGAUCGCCGUGCAAGACUGGGAUCCAAAGGAGGCGCCGGAUCCGGCGGCGGCGGCGGCUGCUCGUCUGAAGGGGAAGGAGCCUGAGGGGUACAAGAAGAAAGUGGCACUCCCCCCCGGGUGGCUGGACUCGUGGGGCGGCACGGAGGACGUCGAGGGCGGGACGGACGACGCGUGCGAGGGCUGA